Molecule: messenger RNA, 543 nt
Organism: Pelobates cultripes (western spadefoot toad)
Lineage: Eukaryota; Metazoa; Chordata; Amphibia; Anura; Pelobatidae
Source: the annotation of a GenBank genome assembly
AUGGAGUUGCCGCCCUGCCGCGUGAGCUCCAAGAUGGCCGCCGGAGGAAAGCUUGAAGCAAAGCAUUCACAGAGAGAGGACCGCAUAGCCCAAGCCUUUGAGCUAUUCUGGACACAGCUUUGGAGCUUGGUCUGCCCUCAAGCGGAGACACCGGCGCUGACAGGUGAGGCGUCAACAGGCCCUUCCAGAUGCCACACCGCAAAGCGACCCAUCAAACGAGGCCUGAACAAGGCACCAACAGAGCGGCGGCAAAGGAAGGGAAAGCAAAAGGCUCAUGCCCGCCAAAAGCCCCGACCACCACGGAGGCACCUAGCCUGUAAACUCCGCCGGGAAACAGCGCAGCAUCCAACAAAGAGAACGCACCCACAAAGCCGAAAAUCGCCCGGGAGACAAAACUCUCAAGCAAAGCCCAGGCCCCCAGGACGAAUCAGCACGCACCAGCGAACACCAACUACAUGGCACCUGUCGCCGGACGGACCACAGGCAGCCCUGCAUAAACUGUCUUCACAUGGAACCCCACAGCCCAGCAGGGGCAUAGGUUGA